AUGACCACUCUGAUCUACAUACUAAAGAAUAAGGUCAGGAACUUCUUUUGCCUAGGGUCGCAAAGAGAUCCUGGGGUGUCGUCUCGUCAACCAGAGAUCAACGUUCAAGAUGCGCCGGACCGUGCACAUACUGCGGCGCAGCUUGAUGCAGUCGAUAUGGACCCGUUCCCUGAUUUUGACCCGGCUGCUGACUGGAGUUGGGUCGAGGACAUUUUAGAGCACUGUACUCCUAACUUCUGGGGCGGUGAGCGGCCUCACCGUUGGGAUUCCGGCUUCGUUACGAUUGGUCCCAAUCGUGAAAAGGCCAAUGGAUACGAACAGAUAACGUCCUUGAUGGCGGAUCUCAACAUGCAACAAAGGGAUCACAUGGAUGAGUCUCUAUCAUUUUGGCCCUACCCUCUAUACCAAUACGGGGAUCCGCCUACCUGUGAGUUCUUCGCGAGGCAACUGGUAGUACAUGCGGGCCAGAGCAUUUGUACAGACGAACUUGACGAUGCGCUUGAUAAGGUCAUCCGUGAAUUGGCUGGUGACUAUGCCUGGAGCCAUGCCGAAAAGGCCAAGCAGGAAUUCGAAAAUUAUCCCUCGCUACGUGUACUGCGUUCAGAUAGCUUCGGUACCAGGCACAGCUACACGUGA
Messenger RNA from Truncatella angustata, 636 nucleotides. RefSeq lists its product as uncharacterized. The coding region runs from base 1 to 636 and encodes 211 amino acids. The transcript has a single exon. The record is from RefSeq and is a predicted model, not a curated record. NCBI's taxonomy places the organism in Eukaryota, Fungi, Ascomycota, Sordariomycetes, Amphisphaeriales, Sporocadaceae.